GAUGGGAGGAAGCGCUGAUGGGCGGGGCCAGAUCCCAGCGAGGUUAAAUAGGUCACCUCCACCCUGGGCGCCCAUCCUGUCUCCCCCGGCUGAGGGACCGCACGCAGAGACCUUCUCUGGGCUCCAGCACCAUGGCCCCAUGGAAGACGCUGCUCCUGCUCACCCUCCUCCUGGGGGCUUCCUUGCAGGUCGCCCGUGCAGCUCGAGGGAUCAACGUGGGCCGGGAGUGCUGCGUGGAGUACUUCAAAGGGGCCAUCCCUGUGCGGAGGGUGGUGCGGUGGUACCGGACCUCGGAGGAGUGUCCCAGGGCUGCUGUCGUGUUUGUAACUGUCCAGGGCAGGUCCAUCUGUGCGAACCCCAAGGAAACCACGGUGAAGAAGGCGAUCAAAUACUUGCGAACCAUCAUGAAGUCACAUGACACCAGGGUCCAGGAGUCCUGAUUUCUCCCUGGACCAUGUGGAAACUUCAGUGCCUCAGUGUUCACUACCCCAACCCCCCAGCGGCCUGGGUCCAGUGGGGGCCACCCAGGGACGGAGUACCAUCCCUUUCCCAACUGGAACCGAGGCAUGAAAAGCCCCCAUUAAAGUCUUUCUGCCGCA
Messenger RNA from Myotis myotis, 599 nucleotides. It is a transcript of the gene CCL17, whose product is annotated as C-C motif chemokine ligand 17. Lineage: Eukaryota; Metazoa; Chordata; Mammalia; Chiroptera; Vespertilionidae. The transcript is spliced from 3 exons. The record is from RefSeq and is a predicted model, not a curated record. Gene Ontology annotation, biological process: cellular response to type II interferon; lymphocyte chemotaxis; monocyte chemotaxis. The coding region runs from base 132 to 440 and encodes 102 amino acids. Gene Ontology annotation, molecular function: chemokine activity; CCR chemokine receptor binding. Gene Ontology annotation, cellular component: extracellular region.